UUCCGCCUCUCAUUCCCUCCCGAGCUGAACUCGACGCGCAAGGCACAACCGAUGGUACACAGGAGCGCUGGAAUUUCCCUAGAAAAAAGUACUAAGUAGAAUAUUUGCAGUCAUAUUUGCAGUUACACCCAAAUGUGAACAGUCGAGUGGAAAAAGUCACGGGAUUCUACGUUUGAGAAAUUUGCUGAUAAGGGCAAGAGUGGCCAUGCCAUUUGGCUGUUUAACGCUCAGGGAAAAGAAGGAUUACAACAAUCCCUUAGAGGUGACUGAUAAAUAUGACCUGGGACAGAUUGUUAAAUCGGAGGAGUUCUGUGAGAUCUUCAGGGCCAAGGACAAAAACACACUGAAAAUGUUUACUUGUAAAAAGUUCUUGAAAAAGGAUGGGAGGAAAGUUCGGAAGGCUGCAAAAAAUGAGAUCCUCAUUUUAAAGAUGGUGAAGCACCCCAAUAUUCUCCAGCUGGUGGAGGUCUAUGAGACCAGAAAAGAGUAUUUCCUCUUCCUUGAACUUGCUACAGGCAGAGAGGUAUUUGAUUGGAUCCUGGACCAGGGCUACUAUUCCGAGCGCGACACCAGUAAUGUGGUCCGUCAGGUGUUGGAGGCAGUCGCCUACCUUCACUCCCUGAAUAUUGUCCACAGGAACCUCAAGCUGGAGAACUUGGUGUACUUUAACCGCCUGAAGCACUCCAAAAUAGUAAUCAGUGACUUCCACCUGGCCAAGCUGGAGACCGGGCUCAUCAAAGACCCUUGUGGAACCCCAGAGUACCUGGCACCAGAGGUGGUUGGGAGACAGAGAUACGGCAUGCCAGUGGACUGUUGGGCCCUGGGUGUCAUCAUGUACAUCCUGCUUUCAGGCAACCCUCCUUUCUAUGAUGAAACUGAUGAUGACGACUAUGAAAACCACGACAAGAACCUGUUCAGGAAGAUCUUGGCUGGGGACUAUGAGUUUGACUCUCCAUACUGGGACGACAUCUCAGAAUCAGCAAAAGGCCUGGUAACCCGUAUGAUGGAGGUAGACCAGGAUCAGAGACUGACUGCUCAGGAGGCCAUCAACCAUGAGUGGAUUUCUGGAAAUGCAGCCUCAAAUAAGAAUAUUAAGGAUAAUGUCUGUGCACAGAUAGAGAAGAACUUUGCCAAAGCUAAGUGGAAGAAAGCAGUGCGGGUCACUACCAUGAUGAAGCGACUGAGAGCGCCAGAUAAAGGUGUUGACUCGGGGACUCCCGGCCCAGCAGUAGCAACCAGCCCUGCAGCAGGAGAACCAGCCCCAGCUCCAGCAGACCCCCAGGCUCCCAGUGACCCCUCUGCAGCCCCCGCUGCUGCAGCUCCUGAGGGGGAGCCUGCUGCUGUCACAGAGCCCCCUGCUGAAAUGGAGGCCGUGUCAUGUGAUGUCACUCCCCAGGCUGCAGCAGAAGUCACAGCUCCACCUGAGGAGGAGGCCACCCCAGAGGAGGUUGAUCUUUUGUCGCGGUGUAACGGAGAGGCUCCAACUCCCCUCCAACCGGCUGCUGAAGCUGGGGAUGAGCAGGGUUAGACAGCCACCGCCCUCCUAUGCCACCUUCACUCCCAGAGAUCCUCCUUCCUGCACACUGUACAUUAGCUGCUAGCAUGGUGACACUGACUCUGCUUAUCUCUCACUUGCAGCGUUAGUAACAUCUCACAGAGCCUGUAUGCUAUCUUUCCUGAGUGUUGAAUUUACCUGGCUACAUUUUUAUAUGUAUUUUGUCUCUUUAAAACUGCCCUCUGGCCUUACAGGGGCUUUUUAUGUCUAAUGCAGCCCAGAUUAUGCCAUAUUAUGUUGUUUUUUUGCGGGAAAGGAGGUUUACGUUAUAGCUAACAGCUACAUAUUUUCCUCUGAACUUUUGCCUUUUGUAAUGAAAGUGUAAUGUAAUUAUGCCAAACCUGCUUUGAUUUCCUCUUAAUGAAACAUGUUUGGGAACUUUUCCCCCAGUCCUACUCUCAUAUUAUUCCACUCCAUUAUCAUGGCAGUCAAUAAGGUAAUGAACAGCUUGGCUUUGCUCUCGUAGUGUUGAUUUGACAUCAUGAUCUGUAAAACUCCUCCUUCACACCCCCCUCUAAACAAUAAUAUAUUUAUUUUUUGGGGGUGACCAUUGCUCUCUUUGUUAUUUUUAGUAUACACUGAUCAGUAGUUCUGUUUGUGCUGCAGUAAGUAGGUUUACUGGGGGAUGCAGCAGGCCCAGUGUUAGUGAAAGUCAGUAUCCACACCAUUACCACCCAUCUGCUUAGGAAAGAACCACAUGGCUGUCAGUGUAAAGAUUCUGUAUAUAGAAACCUUUGUAGAAGUAACAAAAACAGCAUGUAUUCUUAACUUUCGCUGUUAAUUUCACAUUUGUAAGCACUUGGUUAAAAAGAAAAACGUACUAAUCCUGCUACUGACCUUUAACCUGGAAACAUGAAGGUAUUUUGUAGCUCUUUAUGAAUUUCACAAUUGGCCUCUGUCCUAACAUAUCCAUCCUAUGUGACUAGAUUAACUUUUUCUAUUUCUUUAAAUGUGUUUUACAUUCUGUUUCUGAUUCACCACUUAUUCAUUCUUAUACAUCCUUAAUACGUGGAUGUAUUUAUAAAGAAAUAUAAUUUAUAAUUUAGUCUACAAGGAAAACUAUUACAUACAUUUUUCUGUGUAAAAGCACCACUGUAAAAGGCAUUUCUGCCCCCCACCAGCUUUGUGACACGUUUUUUUGUUGCUUAAAGGAAACAGAAGAAUUAAGAGCAAUUGUGUUAAAACAUCUUUAAUAUUUACAAACAUAUGUAUUUAUUUAUCUAUUUAUUCAUAUGUUUACUUAUUCUCAAGAUAUUCAUAACAAUAAUAUGAAUCAGAAUCGUUUUCGGUUUAUAGCCCGGCUCCCUUCAGUAUGGUCGAUAAUAAGGUAUGCAAGAGUUCUCUGGAAUCGCCAUACAUUUUGCAAUAUUCAACUUGCUGCCGAAACUGUGAUUAUUCUCUUGGUGUCCUGUAUAGAGUACAGUUCUCCAUAGAGUGCAUGUACAGUACGUACCUGUACGUUGAAAGCCUGUAGUCCGUAAGAACCGUCGAUACCCUAUCCAGAUGGCCAGUCAAUAACACAUGGCCAGUGUCAAACAAGGCCGAGUCUAGAUCAUAUUAGUCAUGCUUGACUUGGUCCCCUCUUUCUGUACUGUAUUUACAGUGCCAUCCUCCACACAGCCUUCAUCCUUCCUUGUCACAGCUAGACAGUGGUUUUAUUAACAGUACACAGUAGCUAUAAUAUACACAGUAUAUUCAUGUGUUUUAUGGGUCCCUCUGCAGGUUACUUUUCAAGGGACUAAGUUUUAUGGAAUAUGUAUUUAAGACAAUUUGGAGCAAUUAUUUUCAAUAGAAUGCACAAAGUCAAAUUAAAUUCGCUCCUUUUCUGAAGGAUCGGGAGAUAACUUAUUGCUCCCCAGUCUAUUGUUUAUUCACAUCUCUAUCUACGAAAAGGUAUUGAUUGAUUGAUAUGCAUAUUCAGAAACAUUAUUGAGAUAUAGCAUUACACAAUGUCUUUAUUUUGUCAAAACAUUAGAUUUCCCACGAAAAGCUUAACAGGAAUAUCUGAAAUAAGUUGUGUGAAUAUACCAUUUUGUGUCAUUCAUCCUCUUAAGACCACAAAUAAAUACUGUUACACAAUCUAAAGCAAUGCUUUGUUCCACAUCUGUUCAUUUCUCCAUGCACUUUCUGAUGUACCUGUUGUUUUUGAUGUAAUGUUCAUCAGGACCAGUGGUCACCUGUAGGUUCUGACUGUUUCUCAUGUGUAAGCUCUGUACUGUACUCGUUGACUGAGUUCAUGACUUUGAUGGUAAUAAAAGUUUAUCCAUGGAAUAUCUGUGGCUAUCUCACGUGUGCCCCUC
Molecule: messenger RNA, 3855 nt
Organism: Oncorhynchus keta (chum salmon)
Lineage: Eukaryota; Metazoa; Chordata; Actinopteri; Salmoniformes; Salmonidae
Product: caM kinase-like vesicle-associated protein
Exons: 11
Coding region: 206-1528 (440 amino acids)
Biological process (GO): peptidyl-serine phosphorylation
Cellular component (GO): intracellular anatomical structure
Molecular function (GO): ATP binding; calcium/calmodulin-dependent protein kinase activity; calmodulin binding
Source: RefSeq, a predicted model, not a curated record